Messenger RNA from Cylas formicarius (sweet potato weevil), 884 nucleotides. RefSeq names its product macro domain-containing protein CT2219-like. The record is from RefSeq and is a predicted model, not a curated record. The transcript is spliced from 3 exons. Gene Ontology annotation, molecular function: ADP-ribosylglutamate-[protein] hydrolase activity. Gene Ontology annotation, cellular component: nucleoplasm. Lineage: Eukaryota; Metazoa; Arthropoda; Insecta; Coleoptera; Brentidae. The coding region runs from base 7 to 810 and encodes 267 amino acids. Gene Ontology annotation, biological process: DNA damage response; purine nucleoside metabolic process; peptidyl-glutamate ADP-deribosylation.
UAAAAAAUGUUAUUCAUUUCUUUCAAAACAUUGCUAGAGAAUUUGCCGAUUUGUGUAAAAAGUCGGUUUUGUUUGAAAAAAUUCAAUACAGUUUCGAAUAAAAUGACUUGGGAGAAUGUUAAACAGAAGUUUCUGUCGAUGAGCAUCGAGGAAAAACGAAAAAAUUACAAAACAUCGCAUAUAGAAUUAAAAGAUAUUCCCACUUGGAAGGAUUAUUACCAAAUAAAUAAAAACAAGCUGUCGAAAAAAAUUGCUCCGUUGCCGGGAAAUAAUAUCGACAAUACGAAAAAUGAAAUUUUGUUAGAUAAAAUUUCUGUGUAUCGUGGUGAUAUUACCAAGUUGGAGAUUGAUGCAAUUGCAAAUGCAGCUAACAAGUCCCUUCUGGGCGGAGGAGGAGUAGAUGGUGCUAUUCACAGAGCUGCAGGUAAAACUUUGGUAGAAGAGUGUCGAAGUUUGAUGGGUUGCGAAACUGGAGAGGCCAAAAUAACAGGAGGAUAUGCUUUACCAGCAAAAUAUGUAAUUCACACAGUAGGACCACGAGGAGAAAAGCCAGAUUUACUUAGAAAUUGUUAUUUAAAUUGUUUAAAAGUUCUUUUGGAAAAUAAUUUAAAGUCCAUUGCAUUCCCUUGCAUUUCAACUGGAAUUUAUGGAUAUCCUAACCUCCAGGCAUCCCAUGUUGCUGCAUACACAGUUAGAAAAUUUCUUGAAGAACACAUCAACAAUAUUGACAGAAUAAUUUUCUGCAUAUUCUUGGAAGAGGAUAAAGAUUUAUAUGAAGGCAUAUUGCAGUCUUACUUUCCUGUUCAAUAGUGUUAUUUUACUUACUUUUGGUUAUGUGUAAUUAUUUUGUUUUCCAACUUUUGUUGCUAAUAAAGUAAAUUUGA